ACAUGAUCAUAUUUUACCUGAUUCUUCUGGAAAACAUUGCAGGUGGUGAUGUACUCACGGGACCUUAUCAAGUGAAGCAAUGUGCUGGCAGAAACAUCCAGAUCACCUGUCGGUAUCAUUCUUUCUAUAGGAACAAUGUAAAGUACUGGUGCAAAGGCUACUAUUUUAAUCACUGCUCGAUACUUAUACGAACAAAUCAGCCCCUGCAUGUCAGUGGACCUCUGGAGAUAACUGACAAUAAAAACGAAGGUUUUUUCUCUAUCCACAUGAAGAGCAUUAAAUCAGAGAACAGCGGCUGGUACUGGUGUGCUAUUGAAAGAGUGAGCCGACAUGUGUCCUUUGCAGUGGAGUUAAUCAUUUCUAAGGAAGGAACACAGCAGUGCUUGGUGCCUGAGCCAACACCACAACUCAAAGUCAGAGACACAACUACAUUACCAGUGACAACAAGAACAUUAACAACUUCUAAGACAACUGAAACAACAUCAAUGUCACAAGCAACAUUAAAGAGGACAGUUAUAGCAAAAGUAACUCCUCAAACCAUGACAGGAGAGAUUAAUUUCACUCAAACCCCAGUCCACAAAAUAUGGAGCAUCAUUCGAUGGUUUAUCUUCUUGGGACUGUGUCUUAUCGUCUUCUGUUUCACGAUGUACACUGAACUGAGUUAGAUAAACUAU
Messenger RNA from Electrophorus electricus (electric eel), 674 nucleotides. RefSeq names its product CMRF35-like molecule 7. The record is from RefSeq and is a predicted model, not a curated record. Lineage: Eukaryota; Metazoa; Chordata; Actinopteri; Gymnotiformes; Gymnotidae. Gene Ontology annotation, molecular function: transmembrane signaling receptor activity. Gene Ontology annotation, cellular component: plasma membrane.